UCUGAACCGGCUAGUCGGCUCGGCAAAUAGCGACGCUGUGGCCAUGGCAGGGAGCGGGGCGGACGAGACCUUCCUCCAUGACAUCCAGUUCCUCAUCGCGAACGAUGCGCAGCUCACGCAGGAUCUCUCGCAUCUCUGCGCGAUUCUCGAAGGCUCGUCCAGCGACAGCGAACAGAGCGCCGCGUCCAGCGCCAAGCGCAAGGAGGCCCCUCCGAGCGACGACGAGCCGCUACCGCGGAAGCCCAAGAACCGCUUCCAGCACAGGCAGCGGCAAGAGAUCCUCGCACUGCGCGACGAAGUGCGGCUGUUGCAAGGCGAGAUGGCAAAGACACGCCGCGGCCGCCCCGCCCCGACGCCGUCGCGCUGGGAAGCGAUUGCAAAGGAAGAGCGGCAGGCCAAAGCCGCCGUGCUGCACGAGAACGAGCAGCUCAAGGCCGCCGUGGCGCAUCAAGAUACGUUCAUCGAGACCAUGCAGCGCCUGCUUCGCAAGAAGCCCCGGCUUGAGCUGCUGCGCGAUCCGUCGUCCGAAGCGUGGAAGGCCUACACACUGGCUGCGCAGGCGUCGCUCCGCAUCAGUGCGAUCCACGCGAUUGCCGACCGGCAGUACCAUCGUCUCCGCAGCACGUUUUUACGGCUGGGACUGCUCGACCGCCCGGCGGACGCCGCCAAGCUCGUGCGCAUCACGCCGACACCGCAGCCGAAUGGAACGCUUGUCGUCGAGUACAUUUACGACUUUGUGCUGCCCGCGCCGUAUGAGGCCGUCGGCGAAGCGGUCUGGAGUGUCUUCAACGGGGCCAACGCUGCCUCCUGCCCCGUCGAUGCGACGCAGCACCUGGAGAUCAUCGACGACGCGACCAACUACGAGACGUUUGCCCGUCCGAUCGCAAAUGCCACAACUGUUGCGUACUCGAACCGGAUCACCAAGCGCUUCCGAGAAGAGGAUCGCGAUGUCGUCGUGUGGCGCACUGUGCUCCAGGACGAGCGCAUGCCGCACAUGACCCAAGGCAGUGUCGAGGACGAGUGUGGCUGGCUUGUGGUGGCGGCGAUGACGCACGAGACGUGUCGGCUCUCGUUCGUCCUCUCGGUCGUCGCGGGCUGUACGUCAAUCGAGACGGUCACGCGUGGGAUCGAAGCAUUCGCCUUUGGCCAUCUCGCCGAGUCGGGAUCAUCACCGCUGGUCGAGACACCGCCGUCGACGACGAUGGUAGCGCUCAUGGACAAGGGCAAGCGGUUCGAAGUGGCGUUGCGCAUGGCGGUCGCCAAGGCCAUUGCCGCGCACCAGACCGCAGCUUCGUUAUCGUCAGAGCGUCGCGUCGACUCGGAGUUCAUAUAGGUGUAGUGCUGGUGAUGAUAUACGUUUACAGAGUUGAGAAGAGGACGCAAACA
Molecule: messenger RNA, 1386 nt
Organism: Saprolegnia diclina VS20
Lineage: Eukaryota; Oomycota; Saprolegniomycetes; Saprolegniales; Saprolegniaceae
Exons: 4
Coding region: 44-1333 (429 amino acids)
Source: RefSeq, a predicted model, not a curated record